Messenger RNA from Arvicanthis niloticus (Nile rat), 3607 nucleotides. Lineage: Eukaryota; Metazoa; Chordata; Mammalia; Rodentia; Muridae. The record is from RefSeq and is a predicted model, not a curated record.
GGGAGAGGGCAGUCAGCCUGCGGCCGAGACUCCUCUUCUGCCGUCGCGCACCGCUCGGAGCUCCCCGGAGGUGGGCGAAAGAGUGCGAGAGCGCGGGGGAGGAGCCGAGCGGGGCGCGUCCCGAGAGCGCCGCCACCGCCCCCCCGGAGUCUGCUGGAGCGCGGAGCCCCCUGCAGGGGAGGCGGUGAGCGGCCGGCGGGACGCGGCGGCGGGCGCGGACCAUGCAGUCCCCGCCCGGCCAGCGCUGGCUGCUCGCUGUGCUGUGAGGUGGCGGGGUCUCCUCCGGCUGCCGCACCCCUCCGCCUUCCAGCCCAAGUGCUGCCCGGCGCCCUUGCCCUUCGUCCCGGCCCCGGGACGCCGGUGGAAGGCACGGCCUGUCCCUGCCUUGCUCUGCCCGAAUCAUGCAGGGGGCCCCGAAGGAAGAGAAGGCGACUGACCGGCCCGCGCCGCUCGUGGUUGAGGGGCGCCCUGCUCUCUGAAACGCCCUCCACCUGCUGCCAUGUGUCGCCGCCACAGGUACCUAGCUUGUCGUUAAACUUUCCCAGCUCUGGCCGGAUUCGGAAUCGCGGGACGGAGGAGCCCGGCUGGUUGCAGACAUCUGCCGCCCAGCAAGAUCCCCAGAGAGUUCUGUCCUUGGAGUCGGAGUCCUAAUCGUCCCUCCAGCCCUAUCUGGCGUGGAGCUGAGCGCUGCCGGCGGAGGUAGCGCCUUCCCGAAACAGUUUAUCUCUGGACGGAUUUCUUUAAGAGAAAAAGAAACCAACAGGUUGCCAGCCCGGGCGUCACACUCAAGACUCGGUAGAGGAAAGCCCGGACCGCAGAUUCGUCGGUCAACGCAGACCCUCUCGGGCAGCGGGAGGCAAAGGGAAGAAGGGGACGAUGGCUCGGCCCGACCCGUCCUCGCCGCCCUCGCUUCUGCUGCUGUUGCUAGCGCAGCUGGUGGGCCGGGCAGCGGCCGCCUCCAAGGCCCCGGUGUGCCAGGAAAUCACGGUGCCCAUGUGCCGCGGCAUCGGCUACAACCUGACGCACAUGCCCAACCAGUUCAACCAUGACACGCAGGACGAGGCAGGCCUGGAGGUGCACCAAUUCUGGCCACUGGUGGAGAUCCACUGCUCACCGGACCUGCGCUUCUUCCUGUGCUCCAUGUACACGCCCAUCUGCUUGCCUGACUACCACAAGCCGCUACCACCGUGCCGCUCCGUGUGCGAGCGCGCCAAGGCCGGCUGCUCGCCGCUCAUGCGCCAGUACGGCUUCGCCUGGCCCGAGCGCAUGAGCUGCGACCGCCUCCCUGUGCUGGGGGGCGACGCCGAGGUUCUGUGCAUGGAUUAUAACCGAAGUGAAGCCACCACUGCGUCCCCUAAGUCCUUCCCGGCCAAACCCACACUCCCAGGACCACCAGGGGCGCCAUCUUCCGGGGGCGAGUGCCCCUCGGGAGGCCCAUCUGUGUGCACGUGCCGCGAGCCCUUCGUGCCCAUCCUGAAGGAGUCACACCCACUCUACAACAAGGUGCGCACCGGCCAAGUGCCCAACUGCGCGGUGCCCUGCUACCAGCCGUCCUUCAGCCCGGAUGAGCGCACGUUCGCCACCUUCUGGAUUGGCCUGUGGUCUGUGCUGUGCUUCAUCUCCACGUCCACCACCGUUGCCACCUUCCUCAUUGACAUGGAACGAUUCCGCUACCCUGAGCGCCCCAUCAUCUUCCUGUCUGCGUGCUACCUGUGUGUGUCACUGGGAUUCUUGGUGCGCCUGGUCGUGGGCCAUGCCAGCGUCGCCUGCAGCCGUGAGCACAGCCACAUUCACUAUGAGACUACCGGCCCUGCGCUGUGCACAGUUGUCUUCCUCCUAGUCUACUUCUUUGGCAUGGCCAGCUCCAUCUGGUGGGUCAUCCUGUCGCUCACCUGGUUCUUGGCGGCUGGCAUGAAGUGGGGCAAUGAAGCCAUCGCAGGCUAUGCACAGUACUUCCACCUUGCUGCCUGGCUCAUCCCCAGUGUCAAGUCCAUUACGGCGCUGGCACUGAGCUCUGUGGACGGGGACCCAGUGGCUGGCAUUUGCUAUGUGGGCAACCAAAACCUGAACUCACUACGAGGCUUUGUCUUGGGCCCACUGGUGCUGUACCUGUUGGUGGGCACGCUCUUCCUUCUGGCAGGCUUCGUGUCACUUUUCCGCAUCCGGAGUGUCAUCAAGCAGGGUGGCACUAAGACGGACAAGCUGGAGAAGCUCAUGAUUCGCAUCGGCAUCUUCACUCUGCUCUACACGGUGCCAGCCAGCAUCGUGGUGGCCUGCUACCUGUAUGAGCAGCACUACCGGGAGAGCUGGGAAGCAGCCCUCACCUGCGCGUGUCCGGGACCGGACGCUGGCCAGCCACGCGCCAAACCCGAGUACUGGGUGCUCAUGCUCAAGUACUUCAUGUGCCUGGUGGUGGGCAUCACGUCGGGAGUCUGGAUCUGGUCCGGCAAGACCCUGGAGUCUUGGCGGCGCUUCACCAGCCGCUGCUGCUGCAGCUCUCGGCGGGGCCACAAGAGCGGUGGCGCUAUGGCCGCAGGAGACUAUGCGGAGGCCAGCGCCGCGCUCACCGGCAGGACAGGGCCUCCUGGCCCCGCCGCCGCAUACCACAAGCAAGUGUCCCUGUCGCACGUAUAGGAAGGCCUAGAGGCCGAGGCCCAGGGACAGUGCUGGAAGUUGGAGGGGAUUGUUUCGCUUGGUAGCUUUGUGAAGGCCACUUCCGUUUACCUUCUUGGUGCUGAUGCCCCCCUCCCUGAGCAGUUUGGUGAGGAAAAGGGGGCAGUUUCAAGAAAUUACCUGUUCCCAGUCUUCUAUCAGGGGACUCGGCUCGCAGUGCAGUGGGUUAAGUGUAUUCUAGUUUGCAUUUCUUACUGCUUUCUUUAGAAAUACCUUGUUUUUAAUUUAUAUGUAUUUUAAGUUUUAAAUUUGUUGCAUUUUGGCAACAAAAUUUACCUUUGCUUUGGGGGCUUCAUAAUCCUCAAACUGGCAUUGUAAUGAGGUUACUGUUGGUUCAGGUUUUUUUGGACUGUGGUCUAAAUUAGGAAAAUAUAUUUCCUAUACGUGUCUUUUUUUGUUUUUGUUGUUUUUGUUUUUAUAAAUGUGAACAGUGAAAGGCUGCUGUGACUGGGAAGAUGUGGAGUGUCCUCUUUUAGGUAGUUUUCUUCUUACAGUGCUUAAAAUGUCCAGGACACUUAGAGGAUAGAGGCCAUCUGCUCCUUCUGUGUCCAGCCCCCUCAAGUAAGUCCUCUGCAGGAGUAGAAUAUGAUGUGGUUAGGACCAUCCCCCAAAUGACAAGGUUACCGAGUUGGGAAUUUUGUGAGUCUCCUUAACCUUGCUCUUUGCGGCCGAGCUGCUGCCGUCGUUCUCAUCCCUAAUAGAACUGGCCAUCCUUCGUGUCGUGAAUAAGUUAGAGGUGGCAUUCUAGAGCGAACAUAUAAACGUUUGCCAUACAGCCUGAGGGAUGGGGAUUGGUUGAAUGUGAAUUCUGAGCUGGUGAGAUGGUGAGCUUCCUGCCAGAGAGGGAGUGGGUGGUUCUUAAUAAGCUCCAGUGAUUCCCCUCCCUUUUUUUUUUUUUUUUUUUUUUUUUUUUUUUUUUUUGAGAAUAAAAUAU